GGAAUUUACUUGUACAAGUUACUCAAUAUCAAGUGAGACUCAUCGAUUUAGACAACCGAAGACUGAUUUCUCAAUGGGACCCUCCGCAUAAUAGUAAGAUCACUGUUGCUGAUAUUAAUCCCAGUCAAGUUGUGAUAGCGAUUAGUGGUGGAACGUUGAUCUAUUUUGAGGUGCAAGGAAUAGAACUCGUUGAAGUAAAGAAAUUGCAAUAUGAAAUAGCAUGUAUGAGCAUCAAUCCACUAGACCCUAUACACCCAGAAAGUUCAUCAAUUGUCGCCGUAGGACUUUGGACAGUGGUUGGCGUGCAAGUGUUAAGAUUACCAUCAUUAGAGAUAAUCUCCGAUCAACCACUUGAGGGUGUUUCCAUGACCCGUUCUGUGCUCUUGUCCACGUUCGAGAACAAUCAUUACCUUUUGGCGGCGUUAGGUGAUGGGCAACUGUUCCAUUUUAUCCUUGAUCCAACAACUGGUCGAUUAUCGGAGAGAAAACAGCUAUCACUUGGAACUCAGCCCGUUAUGCUCACUUCUUUUACUUCUAAUGGAUUGAGUCAUGUUUUUGCUGCGUCGGAUAGACCAACAGUUAUUUACAGCAGUAAUAAAAAAUUGCUAUAUUCUAAUGUCAACACAAAGGAUGUUACAUAUAUGUGUCCGUUCAAGCCGGCAUCUAUGGCGACUUCCUUGGUAAUCACACAUGAAGGAGGAUUGACAAUAGGCAGUAUUGAUGAGAUACAAAAACUUCACAUUCGAACAAUACUAUUAAAUGAAAUGCCCCGUCGUAUAUGCCACCAAGAAAGCACGCAUACACUUGGAAUAUUAACUAUAAGGCUUAAUUUGAAUGAUGACGAAGAGAAUUUAAG
Racocetra persica is the source of this 856-nucleotide messenger RNA. The record is from the annotation of a GenBank genome assembly. Lineage: Eukaryota; Fungi; Glomeromycota; Glomeromycetes; Diversisporales; Gigasporaceae.